AUGGAGUUCCCCUAUUAUAAUACCACAUCUGAAUCUUCGCUUGUCUCAGAAUUCCCUUAUGAUUCUAUUUUUUCUAAAUCUUAUGACUUUCAAUCUAGCACUUAUGAUAAUUAUAUAAUUAAAAAUGAAGCACUUGAAUAUUACGGCUUUCAAUAUGGUGGUUAUGAUAAUAGUAUGAUUAAUGAAGUUUAUCCAGAAUACAUAGAUGCAGACAAUGAAACCCAAGUAGAGGAUACAAAUGAAGUUCACAAUGACGAUUGUGGUCAACAAAGUGAUGAAUUAUAUAACAGUGAUGAUGAAAAACAAAUGAAACCAUUAGUAUUAACUCAAGAAUUACAAUUUGAAACAUGA
Messenger RNA from Racocetra fulgida, 351 nucleotides. The record is from the annotation of a GenBank genome assembly. Lineage: Eukaryota; Fungi; Glomeromycota; Glomeromycetes; Diversisporales; Gigasporaceae.